CGUCUUGGAUUUUUCGGCUUUACCCUCUAAUCUUAUUCUGCAUUGGAAUCCAUUGUAUCUGCUACACAUCAUUUUAUUUUGGACCUUGGAGACUCCGUGUUCCUUUCGCAUCUCGCAAACUUGUAUCAGCCGUCUAGUCGCUUGCAAGGUUCCGGUCGCGAGCCCGCUAAAGAUGGACUAUCUAUGAACAAUACUGAGCCCAACGAAUUGCGAGCAGGCCGACCGGCGCAACAUGGAGGACAUCCGACCGACCGCGAGGUGGGCAAAUCGCAUGUUGCGCCCUCUGACCUCCAUUUACCACCGAUUGGAGAAACACCAUGAAAUCCGCGCCAGUGUCACGGAUGCGAAAACACGAGCGAAUGCUGGCAAUACCUAUCCAGAACGCGUGGACGUACCAACGAAGCGAAGUGCUCAAUCCGUCACUGACCAAGGUUGUACCUAUCCGGACGAUGAACCUGACGAUCCCGCCUGGAUACCUGGACGACCUCCCAGCCGCCGAAUCCGACACAAUUACUCGAGCCGCGGGCAAAGGAAUGGUGCGCGACGACGGACUCGAUUGUCGAUUCCGAGUCCGGAGACGCAGCGGACGUUGCCCGGCGCGAUCGAGAUUGCGACUCCGCUGAUUACCGGACGAUCGCACGGGUCCCUAGACACCUCGUCGUCAAUCAGGAAACAACUCUUUCGGAAUGCCAUGUCGACACUCAACGAUGGACAGGCUAGCGACAAUCGGAAAGGCACUCGUACUAGCAAUAGCAGUUUCCCCGCGUAUCAAGGCUCCUGGAAAGAAGUCCUUGACAUCUGUGGUGACCCAGGAUUUGUAGAUAUUGCGCGCUACUUGGAUCAUGUGCUUCUGAAGUUCUUGAAUAAUACUCGCGAUGCCCCGACAGUCAUCCCUCAACAGGAACAUACAACUCUUACAACACGCGGACCGCGGUCGCUGAUGUCAAUGGCUCUGCGCCGCCUUCCGGAUUUUGUUGCGCAGGAGCGGAUAUUACAAGACGAAUAUGAAGAUGACGGGGACCUUAAUAUGUGUGAUGCGUACUUCACGGAGCUGGAGAGCCACUACGCGUCCCACGGCAGCGGAUGGCAGCCGCUGCGCGAAGCAGCGCGCGCCCAAGGCAUUUAUUUGAUCUCGGAAAUGAUCCAGAGAGGAUGGAUCCCGAGACUGGCCGCUUGUCGGCUGCUGAGAGUCUGCUUGGAACAUGAUGAGUUCGAUGCUUUUGAAUCUCUGUUGUCCCGUUGCUUGCUUGACAUCCCCACUUAUGAAUAUCCCUUGGCUUUUGAUACUCCGCAGGCUACGAAUCAUCGCGAAGACCCUAUUCGGGUACUGCGUGCUUAUUACUCACGCGUCCCUUCGCGGCGGUAUUUUUUCUUCGAUGAAUUGGCGAAGCUUCUUACGCGCGGGGUGUUGCCUCCUGAGUGGAUGGUCACGAACCUGUGGAAAAAGUGUGUUGAUGGAGCGAUUCAAUCGGUAUCUACCGGCGAUGGUAAUCAUGCAGCUGCGACCAAGGUUGUCGAGGCUAUAAUCCUCGCCUCGGCUGGCAUCUCCUUGGAUAUGGGUACAGUCUUAGCUCGAGUUGAAGACUCGCCAAGGCAACAACACCCUACCAGCGCGAAGGACACACGUGCGUCUACAAAGAAUACGACUUCCCUGCUUGAAGGUCGAGCUCCAUGUCCUGUUCCUAUUCAGGACGCCUUGAGCAAUCUCACCUCGAGUCUUGUGACUGCCCUGUGCGGCAUGUGUAUUGCCCGCACGCAAGCAUCUGGGCUUGACGAAAGGAUAAGUGGACUGAAAGUCCGACAAGUGGUUGAGCAAUUCGCCUUCAGGGUACAAAGGGCCAUUGGAAUUGCCUCGACGCCGGGGGAGAUUCCGGUGCCAGGCCUGCAACUUCUCCGUCGUGGGUACGUCCUAUUGGGCGAGUUUAUACUACGAGCUAGCGACAAUAUCCCGUACGACGACCUAAUGGCGCACUUUGGUACAGUGUCCGAGCAAAACAUCGACGCCUUUUGGGUUUUAUUGGCUGGGCAGCACGAGAUCAUAAAGGAGUUGGCUGAAUUUGCUCGACAAGUGUUCCACUGCUGCGGGCAUGCACGCAAAUCAGAGCCGACUCGUACUCCGCGGGCAAUCAAGGACACGGUCAGUCGACUUGCUCGAGUGACGUCUCUGACCGGGGCGUCUCUCUUGCUGGAUCAAGUUGCGGCCGAAACUGCGAUGAUGCUGGCGGAGAUAACGCUGGAUGCGGAUGACCACGCAUGGGCUUUGGAAAUGCAAGGUGAGGCCAUCUCAUCACAGCGAGAGCACAGGGCGAUGCGGCCUCCGACAUCUCAGGGAGCACCUGCCGCGGAGAUUAAUGACACCUAUCGAUGGGAAGAUACUAUUGGGGAGUGGGUGGUAAAAACACCAGCAUCCAAACCCCUGCCCGCCCGGCCGAAAUUUGCGUUGAAGGCUGCCUGCUCAAUGAGCAGCAGCGCUUCGCCCAGCUCAGCUCCGUCCGAGGCGAUGGCUUCGAGCGUGACAUCAUCUGCACCAUCGUUAGCCGGUAAGAGGGGGUGUACUCAGCAGAGCCCGGGGCUGCGGUCGCCCAAACGCCUUCGGUCAGCGUCACUGAAGUUGACAAGAGAAACGUCUGGCGCUACGCGCAAGGAUUCAGAGCGCGUAGGCGAGUCAGAUUCUGCCCCUGUAGCCGCCCGGACUCGCACGGCUCUGCGGGAUCUUUCUCAAGCCAAAAAUCGCGUGAUCCAAUCAUCCCAGCCGGGGGGAUCGGCCACCAGCAAGCGUGUGACCCCUGUUCAACCGCCGCCCCGGAUCGAAGUGGUUAUCGUCAACAGGCAUACUCCUGCAGUUGACAGAACAGGGAUUCCCUCAGAUGCGGUGCUAGCCUGCAGAAAGUCGGCACGGUUAGCUCGAGCCUCGAUUUCGCCUUUGGCUUGCGCCGCCACUACCAGUGUCGCGACUGAAUCGACUCCAAGACCGUCUCGGCCUCGUGGCGCACAACGGCCACCGGUGGUGAUUUCUUUUUCAGACGAGGAUAGUGACGAUGAGCUCAGUUUUUUGGCUUAGAUUGUAGCCUACUUAUUGUUGUUAGUGUUUGGGUAUUGGUAUUGAUUUUACUAUGCCCAAGUCUUAGGAUGCAUGGAUUCUCGGGCAUGGAGCCGGCUAUUGGGUUUCUGUCGGUUUUUUUUUUUUUUUUUUUUUUUGUUUUUGUUG
Aspergillus saccharolyticus JOP 1030-1 is the source of this 3208-nucleotide messenger RNA. RefSeq lists its product as uncharacterized. Lineage: Eukaryota; Fungi; Ascomycota; Eurotiomycetes; Eurotiales; Aspergillaceae. The transcript is spliced from 2 exons. The coding region runs from base 233 to 3061 and encodes 942 amino acids. The record is from RefSeq and is a predicted model, not a curated record.